CGGCUGAAGCCAACAACCAGACGGCGAUUAUGUUGGCCAAGAAUUACUACCAGAAAGCGAUGGAGGGGCUGUGCGGAGGGGACAAGGCGUACCUGUCACCCAGCAAGAUCCGUGAAAGGCACCAGGUCUACCUGGAGGCAGCCAUCGAGAAGUUCCGAGCCACCAAGAAGAUGGGCAGCCAAGCUUUGAUCAUGCAGUCUGAGGACCGGCUGACCAGGGACAUCAGCGAGAUGCUGCUCACCUACCUCAAGUUCAACCAGAGCAAGAACUUGUUCAGCAUUGUUCGCACCCCCAGCGCCAUGCUGCUGCUCAUCAUCAGCAUGCACGUCCUCUCUGGCUUCCUGGGGCUCCUGGGAUUCGGCUUUCUCUCGGUCAUCUUCAACUUCGUCAUCGGCGUGUGCUCGCUCACCCUCCUGACCUGGUCCUACGUCAAGUACACGGGGCAGAGCCCGCUGCUGGGGGAGAUCAUCGACAGCCUCAGCGAGAGGAUCCUCAGUGGGGUGAGCGAACGAUGCAUCUCGACUCCCGUCCCCAGCCGGCGCCUUCAGGGGGUCCCUGGGACAGCCUGGCGACCGGCCAUCCCCAAACCGGUGCGGUCUACGGCAGCUCUGACUGACGCCGAGUCCCCUAAGGCUGGGAAGGGGAUGUGGGUAAUAAACUGGACCGAUCGUCAAGGUGGGGUUGGCCCGGGGGAGGGCCAGGGUGGGGGGUAAUCUCAGCAGAUCUCCGACCUGCAGGAAUGUCGGGAGGGGCGACGACGGGCCGAAUGGCCUGCUCCCACUCCCGGUGGGGGCUCCAUGACCCGAGGGAGCUCAAGGGGGCCGCGGUGGGAGA
This is a messenger RNA of Chiloscyllium plagiosum (whitespotted bambooshark), 834 nucleotides long. Lineage: Eukaryota; Metazoa; Chordata; Chondrichthyes; Orectolobiformes; Hemiscylliidae. The record is from RefSeq and is a predicted model, not a curated record.